AUGCAGACUGCUACUACAACCAUUUGUGAAGACUGUGCAAUAGGUCCAUCUGUGAAAUUUCCUUGUUACUAAAUGUUCCUCGGUCAACUGUUAGUGGUAUUAUAACAAAGUGGAAGCAAAUGGGAACAAGAGCAACUCAACCAUGAAGUGGUAGGCCACGUAAAAUGACAGAACGGGAUCAGUGUGCAGAAGUCACCAAAUGUCUGCAGAGUCAAAAGCUAAAGACCUCCAAACUUCGUGUGGCCUUCAGAUUAGAACAACAACAGUGCAUAGAGAGCUUCAUGGAAUGGGUUUCCAUAGCCGAGCAGCUGCAUCCA
Molecule: messenger RNA, 317 nt
Organism: Staurois parvus
Lineage: Eukaryota; Metazoa; Chordata; Amphibia; Anura; Ranidae
Source: the annotation of a GenBank genome assembly